This is a messenger RNA of Truncatella angustata, 1956 nucleotides long. RefSeq names its product subunit 17 of mediator complex-domain-containing protein. Gene Ontology annotation, biological process: regulation of transcription by RNA polymerase II. The record is from RefSeq and is a predicted model, not a curated record. Gene Ontology annotation, cellular component: core mediator complex; mediator complex. NCBI's taxonomy places the organism in Eukaryota, Fungi, Ascomycota, Sordariomycetes, Amphisphaeriales, Sporocadaceae. The coding region runs from base 1 to 1956 and encodes 651 amino acids. Gene Ontology annotation, molecular function: transcription coregulator activity. The transcript has a single exon.
AUGGCGUCGAUCAGCGCGUCGCCCUUCUCAUUACGGCCAUGGCCAACGGGCGACAAGAAACCUAAGAGCCUUGGUGAAUUCAUAACACGCGUAAAUGCUGAGAGGGGCGGGUUUCGUAAUGUGACUGAAGCAGAGCUGCGCGAAGAAGUGCAGGCCAAGGAUGAAGGUCGCAUGGAUGGCAGCAAUAGCAGUCCGGACGGUGAAGCAGAUUCCGACGACGACGCUGCAGAUGGAGAGAAGCCGAAGACCAUCAUCGAGGCGCGUGAAGAAUUCUUGAGGAACAUCGAAUUCGCUCACCAGUCUGCAAUGCUAAGCCUAGAUUUCAUAUCACUUCUGCUCUCCAAGGAGAUGCCUAACCAGGCCAACAUGACUUUAUCGCCUGCACUGCGCGACCUCGUUGGCUUCGGUGUCUUGGGAGCUUCAAGGCUUCACGAGUCGAAUCUCACUCCAGCACGCAUCCAAGAUGAUCUGACUGUUGCGACGGGGUGGAGGCUCAUGGGAACGAACAAGAUGGUCGAUUCUGUCCUUGAAGCUGCUGAACGGCUCGAGAAAGAGAUCAGCUUGGAGACCAAGUACUGGGCCGAUGUGCUUGCUGUUAGCGACAACGGCUGGACUGUCGCAUCUCUGCCUUACGAACCUCAUAGUCUGGGCGUCCGAUAUGGGUUCGCCGAGUCGGCCCCCGAGUACAGAAACAGUAGCAUUGCGCCUCUACGUAGAAACGACGAUGGAACUGUACGGAUCGAGCGUGGUCUUGCUAAUGGAGGGUCGAAGAGAGUACGUGCUGUUGUAGAGCGAGACGGACUGAUAAUCGGCAAAUCCCAUUUGCCAGGCCGAGUGCCUGAUGAUGCUCCCCUCCAGGACCGUGUUCUCGAGGCGCGCAACACCAUCUUGUCGCAGGAACUGUGGUUUGAGAUCAACAGAGAAGCACGCACUCUCCUGUCCUUGAAUAUUCAGCCUAUUGAUGACCGUAUCAUCUACCAUGUAGACGCCGACACAAAAGUUGUUCUCACAGUAGAGGAUUUGGACAAGGCUGAUGCAGGCGGUGAGAGCCAUGACGACCAGAUGGCAAACACCAUUGUUCUUGGUCUACAUUUCUUGUUACUGUUCAGCCACCGCCUAAACUACUUCAAGCGUACCCAGUCAACACAGACAAACACUAGCCGCAACAACGCGCCACUGAGCAUUCUUCGACCGCUUAUCUCACGUCUCACCUUUGACAACGCUUGCAGCAAGCUGACGUACUUCCUGACGGGGUUGAAAACUAUUCUUCAGAACGCGGGUUUGCCUAGUGUAGACUUCGCUCAAUCUACAAUACCUCCUGUUCCACAGCUGGCACCUGCACAGAUCAGCCAGCUGGCGCUGCAGCAGAUUUGGCGUGCGUCACCGUCCGAAGCACUCAUGAUCAACAUGGCGCAACUUCUAGAGCUCACUGUCGAGCUCACAAUCACGCCUCAAGCCCGCAUAGCACUGCGUGGUAGAAGUUUCGUCACGCCGUUGGCUACAACACAGUUCAUGGUUAAGCUCUUGGAGCCAUUGAAUACCAACCCGGCAACCCAGGGACAAAGUCAAGCCCAAGAACAAUCACAACAAGUUCCCAACCCUCUAGAAGACGCGUACCCCCCAUUCAUGACAGAUUCCUACCCCAAUGUCGACGAGGCCCUCUACUAUAUCCGCCAGGCAUCGAUCAGGGCUGUCACGGACUGGACCACAGACUUUGUUGCAGACAAACUCGACCGGGACGACAUUAACUGGUCAGAGACACCAACUGGCCCUCUAAUUACGGCUCGUGGUGGUAAAGAUUUGAAGAUUGAGAUCACAGACUCACCUGUUCUUGCAUUAACCUUGCAUAUGCAGUGGGUCGAGGGCAAGUCUUUGAAGGUACGAAAAUUGGCUUGGACGGCGGGAGAAGAAGUCCCCGAGAAACUUGAGGAGGUUGUGCUGGAGUUCUUUCGAUAG